AUGGAUCAGGAAGGUGGGGGAGAUGGGCAGAAGGCCCCGAGCUUCCAGUGGCGGAACUACAAGCUCAUCGUGGAUCCUGCCUUGGACCCUGCCCUACGCAGGCCUUCUCAAAAGGUGUACAGAUAUGAUGGAAUCCACUUUAGUGUCAACGACUCAAAGUAUAUACCAGUGGAGGACCUCCAAGACCCCCGUUGCCACGUCAGGUCCAAAAACAGAGACUUUUCCCUCCCAGUCCCUAAGUUUAAGCUGGAUGAGUUCUAUAUCGGACAGAUCCCACUGAAAGAGGUGACAUUUGCAAGGCUGAAUGACAACGUGCGGGAGACCUUCCUGAAGGACAUGUGCCGAAAGUAUGGUGAGGUGGAAGAGGUGGAGAUUCUUCUCCACCCCCGUACUCGCAAGCACCUGGGCCUGGCCCGCGUGCUCUUCACCAGCACUCGGGGAGCCAAGGAAACAGUCAAAAACCUCCACCUUACCUCCGUCAUGGGCAACAUCAUCCAUGCCCAGCUCGACAUCAAAGGUCAACAGCGAAUGAAAUACUAUGAACUGAUAGUCAACGGCUCCUACACCCCUCAGACGGUGCCCACUGGGGGCAAGGCCCUGAGUGAGAAGUUCCAAGGCUCUGGUGCAGCCACAGAGACGACUGACUCCCGCCGCCGCUCCUCGUCCGACACAGCUGCCUUCCCGGCGGGCUCGGCUGUGGUGGGCACUCCUGGCAAUGGCACCCCCUGCUCCCAGGACACAAGCUUCUCCAGCAGCCGACAGGACACCCCGUCUUCCUUCGGCCAGUUCACCCCUCAGUCCUCCCAAGGAACCCCCUACACGUCUCGGGGAAGCACCCCCUACUCUCAGGACUCUGCCUACUCCAGCAGCACCACUUCAACCUCCUUCAAGCCCCGGAGGUCAGAGAACAGCUACCAAGAUUCUUUCUCCCGCCGCCAUUUUUCCGCCUCUUCGGCCCCCACGACCACCUCUGCCGCCAUCUCCGCCACCACUGCAGCCACCGCCGCCGCCGCCUCCUCUUCUUCCUCCUCGUUGUCUUCGUCCUCUUCGUCGUCCUCUUCUUCCUCAUCCUCUCACUUUCGCGGUUCGGAUUCAAACUUCCCAGCGUAUUACGAAAGCUGGAAUCGCUACCAACGCCAUGCUUCCUACCCACCCCGCCGGGCAACUCGGGAUGAGCCCCCUGGGGCCUCUUUUGCUGAAAAUACCGCUGAGCGCUUCACGCCAUCUUACACCUCCUACUUGCCCCCCGAGCCCAACCGGCCUGCUGACCAGGACUACCGGCCUCCUGCCUCCGAAGCUCCGCCCCCAGAGCCUCCAGAACCUGGUGGAGGGGGAGGCGGCGGGGGGCCCAGCCCUGAGAGAGAAGAAGCUCGAACCUCCCCGCGCCCAGCCUCACCUGCCCGUUCUGGCUCCCCAGCCCCAGAGACCACCAACGAGAGCGUGCCCUUUGCUCAGCACAGCAGCCUGGAUUCCCGCAUUGAGAUGUUGUUGAAGGAGCAGCGUUCCAAGUUUUCCUUCCUGGCCUCUGACACCGAGGAAGAGGAAGAGAAUAGCAGCACGGGCCCCGGGGCUCGGGACACAGGGAGCGAGGCCCCCUCUGGGCCAGGUCACGGGCCCUGCACACCCCCUCCAGCCCCGGCAAGUUUUGAGGAUGUGGCACCUACAGGGAGUGGGGAACCAGGAGCUACCCGGGAGUCGCCCAAGGCCAACGGACAGAGCCAGGCUUCUCCAUGCUCUUCUGGAGAGGACAUGGAAAUCUCCGACGACGACAGGGGCGGCUCACCCCCUCCGGCCCCAACACCCCCCCAGCAACCUCCGCCCCCUCCGCCGCCGCCUCCCCCACCCCCUCCUUACCUGGCUUCCCUUCCUCUUGGUUAUCCUCCCCACCAGCCUGCCUACCUCCUCCCCCCGCGACCCGAUGGGCCGCCACCUCCUGAGUACCCCCCUCCUCCUCCACCACCCCCCCACAUCUAUGACUUUGUGAACUCUUUAGAGCUCAUGGAUCGACUCGGGGCUCAGUGGGGAGGAAUGCCCAUGUCCUUCCAGAUGCAGACCCAGAUGUUAACUCGGCUCCACCAGCUGCGGCAGGGCAAAGGAUUGACCGCAGCUUCAGCGGGUCCCCCCGGUGGGGCCUUUGGGGAGGCCUUCCUCCCAUUCCCACCCCACCAAGAGGCAGCCUACGGCCUACCAUAUGCUCUGUACGCCCAAGGGCAAGAAGGCCGAGGGGCAUACUCUCGGGAGGCCUACCACCUGCCUUUGCCCAUGGCAGCCGAGCCCCUGCCCUCCUCAGUCUCAGGAGAAGAGGCACGGCUGCCCCCCCGGGAGGAAGCAGAGCUGGCCGAGGGCAAGGCCCUACCAUCGGCAGGCACCGUGGGCCGUGUACUAGCCACCCUGGUCCAGGAGAUGAAGAGCAUCAUGCAGCGAGACCUCAACCGCAAGAUGGUGGAGAAUGUGGCCUUUGGAGCCUUUGACCAGUGGUGGGAGAGCAAGGAAGAGAAGGCCAAGCCAUUCCAGAAUGCAGCUAAACAGCAAGCCAAGGAGGAGGAUAAAGAGAAGACAAAGCUCAAAGAGCCAGGCCUGCUGUCCCUCGUAGACUGGGCCAAGAGUGGCGGUACCACCGGCAUUGAAGCCUUUGCCUUUGGAUCAGGACUGCGAGGGGCCCUGCGGCUGCCUUCUUUCAAAGUAAAGCGAAAAGAGCCUUCAGAAAUUUCAGAGGCCAGUGAGGAAAAGAGGCCCCGGCCUUCUACUCCAGCUGAGGAAGAUGAAGAUGAUGCUGAGCGAGAGAAGGAGGUUGGAGAGCCAGGCCGUCCGGGGACCAAGCCCCCAAAACGAGAUGAAGAGCGAAACAAGAGCCAGGGCAAGCACCGCAAGUCCUUUGCUUUGGACAGCGAGGGGGAGGAGGCAUCCCAGGAGUCCUCCUCAGAGAAGGAUGAGGAGGAUGAAGAGGAAGAUGAAGAAGAUGAAGAGCGUGAGGAAGCCAUGGAUACUGCAAAGAAGGAGACAGAAGCAUCAGACGGCGAGGACGAGGAAAGCGAUUCGUCCUCCAAAUGUUCUCUGUAUGCUGACUCAGAUGGUGAGAAUGAUAGCACGUCGGACUCUGAGAGCAGCAGUUCCUCCAGCUCCUCGUCUUCUUCAUCCUCUUCGUCUUCAUCCUCCUCCUCCUCCUCCUCAUCUGAGUCCUCCUCGGAAGAAGAAGAGGAAGAGGAGCAGCCAGCAACCAUACCUGCAGCAUCGUCACCCCCCAGAGAUGUCCCCACGCCCCUGUCAGCACCUGCAGAGGAGCCCGAGCCAGAGAGGGUUGAAGACUCCCCAGUCACACCUCUCCCCGAACAGGAGAAGUCUCCUGCAAGACCUGCAGGUUCCACCGAGGAGCCGCCUCCCAGUGCGCCCCAGCCUCCCCUAGAGCCACCAGCUGGACCCCCGGCCCCCACCCCCCGCCCUGACGAGCGCCCCUCCUCUCCCAUCCCUCUCCUGCCCCCACCCAAGAAACGCCGGAAAACUGUCUCCUUCUCUGCGGUGGAGGAGGCACCGGCCCCAGAGCCUCCCCCCGCCGCCCCACCACAGGUUAAGUCUCCCGGCCCUGCCUCCCGCAAAGCCCCCCGGGCUGUGGAGCGGACCAUUCGUAACCUGCCGCUCGACCACGCUUCUCUGGUCAAGAGUUGGCCGGAGGAGGUGUCCCGAGGAGGCCGGAACCGGGCCGGAGGCCGAGGCCGCCCCGCCGAGGAAGAGGAGGCUGAACCGGCCACAGAAGUGGACCUGGCCGUGCUGGCUGACCUGGCCCUGACCCCAGCACGGCGCAGCCUGCCCGCCCUGCCCGCCACCGACGACUCGGAGGCCACGGAGACACUGGACGAGGCGGAGCACCCGGGCCCCCUGCUCAGCCACAUCCUCCUGGAGCACAACUACGCCCUGGCCGUUAGGCCGCCGCCACCGCCCCCGCCGCCACCCUCCACGCCUGCCCCUCGGCCCCUGGAACCUGUUCCGGCCCCCGCGGCCCUCUUCAGCUCCCCGGCAGAUGAGGUCCUCGAGGCCCCGGAGGUGGUGGUGGCCGAGGUGGAGGAGCCAAAGCAGCCGCCACAGCAGCAGGAGGACGGGGAGGAGGAGGAGGAGGAGGAAGAGGAGUCGGAGUCGUCGGAGAGCAGCAGCAGCAGCAGCAGCGACGGCGAGGGCGCCACCCGGCGGCGCAGCCUCCGCUCGCACACCCGGCGCCGGCGGCCGCCCCCGCCGCCGCCGCCGCCCCCGCCCCCCACCUUCGAUCCCCGCAGCGAGUUUGAGCAGAUGACCAUCCUCUAUGACAUUUGGAAUUCGGGCCUGGACUUGGAGGACAUGAGCUACCUGCGGCUGACGUACGAACGGCUUCUGCAGCAGACUAGCGGGGCCGACUGGCUGAACGACACCCACUGGGUCCAGCACACCAAUAUCCUGAGCCCCAGAGGCUGGUCUCCUCAGGACAGGGAGACGGGCCUGGGGGUGGAGGUGGGGGUCCUCCCUGGGGUCGCUGGCCAGGCACUGUCCUGA
Molecule: messenger RNA, 4518 nt
Organism: Rangifer tarandus platyrhynchus (Svalbard reindeer)
Lineage: Eukaryota; Metazoa; Chordata; Mammalia; Artiodactyla; Cervidae
Source: the annotation of a GenBank genome assembly